Molecule: messenger RNA, 1472 nt
Organism: Pseudomassariella vexata
Lineage: Eukaryota; Fungi; Ascomycota; Sordariomycetes; Amphisphaeriales; Pseudomassariaceae
Product: pyridoxamine 5'-phosphate oxidase-domain-containing protein
Exons: 1
Coding region: 228-1202 (324 amino acids)
Molecular function (GO): FMN binding
Source: RefSeq, a predicted model, not a curated record
UCAAUUGCAACCCGAAAUCGAAAGAAUAUGAGGGGAGGGCAUUCGCGCCUGCUGCUUUAUGACGUCAUCCACUUACUUGUCUGAAUUGUGUUCGAAAAGCGGACCUCUCAGUCUCAACAUUAAAUCAUCGUUUUGUAGAAUCUUUGGCGUGGCGCCGUUCACACAAAUACAUGUUUUUCACAUUCAACUAAACACAAAAAACUCAUUUUACUUGCUACGACGCAUUGAUGCGUCGCCUUGGACUUACUAACCCACUCGUACGAAGAGCCGUGCAACUCGCAUCUCACCUAGGGUCCGGCACCAUCAUGAUGUCAACAACGACUUCCUCUGCUUCGGGCUCUGCGGCGCCGUGGCGCAACCUCUUUGUGGAGCAUCUCGAGGGCAUGAAGUUGCCCGAAUUCACACUCAGCACAGUGCGCUGUGUGCCGUCAUCGGCAUCAGCGGGGUUCGGCGUCACCGGCGGUGUCGGCGACAGGUCCGUCUACGUGCCGCGAGCGCGGACGUGCAUCUUCCGGGGCAUGUGGGCGUCGCUGCCUGUCAACCCUAAGAACGAGGCAGAGCUCAACCCGGAAGUCUACGAGAGCGACUUUCCGACUUUUACGACGGAUGUGCGCAUGGACAAGAUGGCGGAACUAUGGGGAGCGAGAGUUGACGAUGGCAAGAAUGAGUGGCAAGGGACGGGAGGCGGAGGGCCUGUCGAGGCCGUCUGGUGGGCUGAGGGGCCUAAGGUGCAGUGGCGGGUGAGGGGACGGGCUUACGUGCUGGGACCAGACGUGGAGACGUCAGAGAGCGGGAGGGAGACGCGGGAGAUGCUCCGGGCGGGAAUGCUGAAGAGGAAGAGGCAGGAUGACGGGAAGGAUGGCGAAUGGAGCUUCAGAAGGGAGAUAACGGCACACUUUGGGAACUUGGCCCCGGGCAUGAGAGGAACGUUCAAGAAUCCGCCGUCGGGCCUACCCAUAGAACUACCCUUCGAUGACGGACUGGAGCUUGGGCAGAAGGUGGACGACUUGCACGACGAGACGGCGAGGAAGAACUUUAGGGUUGUGGUUAUCGUGCCCUACGAGGUCGACAGGACCGACCUCUUCGGUCCCGUGCGUGGCAGGAGAUGGUUGUACCGUUUGACCACCGGGGGCCGGACGGAGCCCGAGAUGCCGGGCGGGAUAAUGGAGGGCGCGUGGGAGAAGGUCGAACUAUGGCCUUGAGCUGAGUGGACACUGCGUAGACAGGAAGCCUUGCAUAGUUGCAGUUGCACAUGAUGGUGUUGCAUUGUCGGGCACCACCUCGGGCACCUCGGCCAUAGGCUUAACUCCAGAGGCGUUACAGCUUAAUGAUUAGAGAUGACAUGUCGUCCAUGUGAGGUCGGCUAUACGACGUAGUGUCUUUAGCCGCAAAUCCGAACUCAACGUGGCGAGAGUAUUAUCGUUGAAUUGGACGAAUCUGGUCUCAAUCUGACCACUUGAGAGGCGUAGGCG